AUGGCACCAGCAGUCUCAACCAAAGAUGACGAAGCUCAUCAGCAACUCCUGAGUCAGCUCGAUAUUGCAGCUCUUCCGAAGCCGUUCCGCAAUCCUCACUGGAAGCCCUCCACCCGCCGCAACAAGAACGUCAAGGCGAUCAUCGCAGAAACUUCGCGCAAAGAGGCAUCUCAGCUGGCCACUCAGACUAAUUCGGGUGCUAUGACUCCUGUCGCGACAGACACCGUGAGCACUGAUGGCACCAAGACGCCCGCCGAUGGUCCCGGCAAGAAUCCCAAUAUCGCGCAAGCUGCGCAGAAUCUCUCCACUCUCGUACUGGAGAAGAACGCACGCGCUAUGUAUCCAAGUGGUCCAGCUGUGACAUACACCAACAUUGAGUCGGCACCGUCGCUUGACCCGGCCAACAAGCGUCAUUACUGUGACAUCACAGGCCUGCCUGGUCCUUACACCGAUCCCAAGACGCGACUGCGCUACCAUAAUAAGGAGAUCUUCGGUGUCAUUCGCAACCUGUCACAAGGCGUGCCGGAGAGCUACCUGGAGGCCAGAGGAGCCCACACGAUUCUAAAAUAA
Penicillium diatomitis is the source of this 570-nucleotide messenger RNA. RefSeq lists its product as uncharacterized. Gene Ontology annotation, biological process: chromatin remodeling. Lineage: Eukaryota; Fungi; Ascomycota; Eurotiomycetes; Eurotiales; Aspergillaceae. The record is from RefSeq and is a predicted model, not a curated record. Bases 1 to 570 code for a protein of 189 amino acids. The transcript has a single exon. Gene Ontology annotation, cellular component: Ino80 complex.